CUUCUCUCCAUUUCGGCCAGACCGCGGGGCACAUCGUGACUCUUUUCCUCUACCACUCGUCAUUCAACCCCCAAAUCUCCGCCAUUACCAAUCUCCUCUCUCUUCCCUAUAUCGAGUCAUUCAUCUAAAAUCCUCCUUUCCUUCUCACAUCACCAAGCGCCAAGUUUUCCCCGCCUGAUACCCGCCAUAGUCAUCACCACCCACCAUGUCCGCUCUCGUCGAAGUCGCCUCGGAGGCCGAAUUCCCCACCAUUAUUUCCUCCCUCCCCCCAUCAUGCCUUCAGGUCCUCUAUUUCCAUGCUCCCUGGGCCGCUCCCUGCGCCCAAAUGCGCGCAGUCCUUUCUGCGCUCGCCUCCCAGUACCCCGCUACUACUCCUCCCUCGAUCGCGUUUCUCAGCGUUAACGCCGAGGAACUCCCCGACAUCUCGGAAGAAUAUAAUGUCACCGCGGUGCCCUUCGUAGUCCUCGUUCGGGACAACAAAAUUCUUGAGACUAUCAGCGGCAGCGAAGCAAUCCAAGUGCGCGAUGCUGUUGAACGCCACGCCGGUGCCGCAGCCGCAGACGGCCUCCCCAAGACCACCAUCAUUCCGCCACCGCUGACUGCCGUCCCUCGAGAGAAUGCCCCCACCACCGCUACGCAGGCGCCUGCCAAUGGAACCACAGCUGCCCCGGAAUUGACCCCCGAGCAGUCGAAAGAGGCGCUGUUUGCCCGGCUCGCGGAGCUGGUAAAGGCCGCACCGGUGAUGCUGUUCAUGAAGGGAACACCGAGCUCGCCGCAGUGUGGGUUCAGCCGUCAGCUUGUGGGUAUUCUGCGUGAGCGGAGCGUCAAGUAUGGCUUCUUCAAUAUCUUGGCGGAUGAGGACGUUCGACAGGGUCUGAAGGAGUUUGCCGACUGGCCUACUUUCCCUCAACUGUGGGUGGAGGGUGAGUUGGUCGGUGGUUUGGAUAUUGUCAAGGAGGAGCUUGAAAAUGACCCAGAGUUCUUGGGUCGGUUCUCCGUUAACAAGGCCCCCAGUGCUGCUUAGGACUAUAGAAUAUGUCAAUAAUAUUUAAGGAUUCGAUUGUAUUCGGUAGUAUUAUCCUUGUUCUUUUCCAUGUUUCUCUUCUUGCAGUAUCCAUUGCAACCGCGAUUGUUAGAGCUUGAGAUCUAGCGAGUUGUUUAUUUCGAUAUCUACAUCUUAUUUCCUUUAUUUACGUUCCGUUGAUUACACAGUACUGGAUGGUGCAAGUAUCAUGCUCAUGCGAAGUGCAGAGAGAUUAAAUUAAAAUCGGACCGAGAAUCAUAAAUUAAACCGCUUGUUUCAUUUAGCA
Molecule: messenger RNA, 1310 nt
Organism: Aspergillus sclerotioniger CBS 115572
Lineage: Eukaryota; Fungi; Ascomycota; Eurotiomycetes; Eurotiales; Aspergillaceae
Product: PICOT family protein
Exons: 2
Coding region: 206-1024 (272 amino acids)
Molecular function (GO): 2 iron, 2 sulfur cluster binding
Source: RefSeq, a predicted model, not a curated record